CGGGGAAAAGGGCCGAGGCGCAAACGGACACGUGGCGGAACCAGGCGGCAUCCCUUUCGGCCUGGAGCUCUGCUUUUGAAGGGGGCCGUGAGACAGGCUCUGCGCAGAGGCUGCUCUCGCGUGACGCUUGCCAUUAGGCAGCCUUCUCUCUCUCUCUCUCUCUCUCUCUCUCUCUCCCUCCCUCCCCCCCCCCCUCCCUCGCAUCGCUCCUUCCCCGUGUCCGUCUGUCCGUCCGUGGGCGAGGCACCUGCGUGGCCAUGAGUUGAGGCUGCCCUGGCCCCGCCAGCCCGGGGAUAGCGCCAUGCGGAAGGGGGCCUGGGCCGGGCUGCUGCUGCUGUUGCUGGCCCUGGAUGGGGGGCGCGCGGGGGACGGCGGCCGCGAGAGCCCCGCCGAGUUCGAUCGCCUUUACGCCGGCGCCGUCGGCCGGGCCGCCGAGCAGCUCUACGCCUUCAACUACAGCGCCCUCCCCGGCCAGGUGGAUGCCAUCCGGGUUAAUGUAAAGAGUGAUUCUGAAGAUCUGCAAUAUCCGGUCUUGUUUGUAGUUCGGCAGCAGAAGGGAGUUCUGUCCUGGCAGGUCCCACUGGUAUUUCGUGGCCUUUACCAAAGAAGUUAUAAUUACGCAGAAGUAAGCCGUACACUUUGCCCAUCAGAGCCCACAGCUGAGAACAGGCCUUCGGAGCAGAUCUUAUAUGUAGAUGUAGCUUCUAUGGCCCCCUAUAAUGCUCACUAUGUACUGCAAGUCACCAGGAUCAAGAACUUCCAGCUUGGAACAAAUAAUGCAUUUACAUUCAGUGCCAGCCCUUCACAACCACAAUAUUUUUUGUACCACUUCCCUCCAGACGUGGAUUCUGUCAUUGUAAAAGUGAGGUCUGAGAUGGUUUACCCCUGCUCUGUUGUUUCCAUUCAAGAUACUGUGUGUCCAGUUUAUGAUUUGGACCAUAAUGUGGAAUUUAAUGGAGUUUACCAGUCCAUGACAAAACAGGCAGCCAUCACAGUACAGAAAAAGGACUUCCAAGGCAAGCAGUUCUUUGUUGUGUUUGUUAUAAAGCCAGAAGAUUAUGCCUGUGGGGGAUCAAUGCCAUCCUCUAUUAAAGGAAAAGCUAAUCAUACAUGGAACCUCCAGAGGAUGAAGACCCUUGAAGUGACUAUUGUUCCUUCAGUGAAAGGUUCUGUGUAUGUGCACGCCAUCCUUUUCAGCUUUCUAAGCUUCUUCUCCUUUUAUCUGGGUGCACUGCUAGUUGCAUUUGUGCAAUACUGCAGAAUUUAUAGGACGACUUCAACCAGAGGGCACAGUCCUGAUGAUGGGUCUGGGACAGUGGCUGCCUCUCAUCCCAUCGCUACCAGCACUCCAGAAGGAAGCAGCUAUGGAGCUAUUGAUGAGUCAGGCUCCAGUGGUGGACAGCAAUUAUCAUCUCUGGAUCGUAGACCUCCUUGUGACUUGGACACAGACAGCUCUGUGGAAGAGGAAAGUGAUUUUGAUACCAUGCCUGAAAUUGAAAGUGACAAGAAUGUCAUCCGCACUAAGAUGUUCCUCUAUCUUUCUGAUUUGUCCAGGAAGGAUCGAAGAAUUGUCAGUAAAAAAUACAAAAUCUAUUUCUGGAACAUUAUCACAAUUGCUGUUUUCUAUGCCCUGCCUGUAAUCCAGUUGGUGAUCACAUACCAGACGGUGGUGAAUGUGACAGGAAAUCAGGACAUCUGCUAUUAUAAUUUCCUCUGUGCUCAUCCAUUGGGAGUCUUGAGUGCUUUCAACAAUAUCCUCAGCAACGUGGGCCACUUCCUUCUGGGCUUCCUUUUCCUGUUGAUUGUCUUACGCCGAGACAUCCUCCAUAGGCGAUCCUUGGAAACCAAAGACAUCUAUACAAUGGAUUAUGGGAUCCCCAAGCACUUUGGCCUCUUCUAUGCCAUGGGAAUUGCUUUGAUGAUGGAAGGUGUCCUGAGCGCUUGCUAUCAUGUUUGCCCCAACUAUUCUAAUUUCCAGUUUGACACCUCCUUCAUGUACAUGAUUGCAGGGUUGUGUAUGUUAAAGCUCUACCAGACGCGCCACCCUGACAUCAACGCCAGCGCCUACUCAGCCUAUGCCUCUUUUGCAGUGGUCAUUUGUCUUGCUGUCCUUGGAGUGGUUUUUGGGAAAAGUUCUGUGUGGUUUUGGGUCCUCUUCUCAGUCAUCCAUGUUGUUGCCUCACUUGGUCUCAGCACCCAGAUUUACUACAUGGGUCGGUUCAAGAUAGAUGUCUCUGAUCCAGGGGCCAUUUCUCCAUACCUGAUAGUCUCCUUUGACUUGCUUCAAGAGGCGAAAUCCAUAAUGGGGUUUUCGGACACUGGGAUUUUCCGACGUGCCAUGAUGGUGUUGUACACAGAUUGCAUCCAGCAGUGCAGCCGGCCAAUGUACAUGGACAGAAUGGUACUGCUUGUUGUUGGGAACCUGGUGAACUGGUCCUUUGCCAUUUUUGGACUGGUGUAUCGACCAAAGGACUUUGCCUCCUACUUGCUUGGCAUCUUUAUCUGUAAUCUUCUGUUGUAUCUUGCCUUUUAUGUUAUCAUGAAGCUCCGCAGCUCAGAAAGGCUCCUGCCCCUUCCUCUGUUCUGCAUUGUGGCUACUGCUGUGGUUUGGGCUGCAGCCCUUUACUUCUUCUUCCAAAACCUGAGCAGCUGGGAGGAAACCCCAGCAGAAUCCCGAGAGAAAAACCGUCCCUGUCUCCUUCUGGGAUUCUUUGAUGACCAUGACGUCUGGCAUUUCCUCUCAGCAGCUGCCCUGUUCUUCUCCUUCUUGGUCCUGCUCACUCUGGAUGAUGACUUGGAUUCUGUGCGGCGAGACAAGAUUCCUGUGUUCUGAACCAUAGCAUUUUUCUUUUGAUGCUGCCACUGAUAUACAUUGUGUUGUUAGUUGAAGCACAGCAUCUAAAGUGCAUUGGAAAGAAACUUGCUUGAAUAACUAGCAACUAGAAAAAUGUGAAGAAAGCAAAACAAAUCCCAACACUAGCUGAAUCAGGUUUACGAUUAAUAUAGAGCACAAAAGAAAUAAUCUGAACAUUUUGGGUGUUUGCCAAUCAUCUUGAACUAUUUUCAAGAAUUCAUGCAAGAGAUAAGGUUUAUCCUAAAUAUCUUACUUGGUUCUCCAUUGUGGAUUUUCUUCCAGGUACUUCAUUUGUGCAGCAUUUUAAUCAUAAUUACUUUAUAUUGCUAAACAUCACACAGGUUAACAAGAACUCUUUAGCCAGAAUUCACGAAGGCAGUUACAAAUGCACAACCUAAAGUUACACUUUCAUUACUUGUUUAUAUUCAUCAUCCAUAUAUAUUUUCUGUCUUUGUAUCCUAGUCCCUGGAACUGCAGAAAACAAACUGGCUCCAUCUUCAAUAUUACAUCCUUUCAAAUAUUUAAACAUGGCUAUCAUGUCACCUCUUAACCUUCUCUUCGCCAGACUAAACACUCCCAACUCUCUAAGCUGCCCCUCCUUGAACAUGGUUUCCAGGCCCUUUACCAUUUUGAUCCUCCUCCUCCAGAAAUGUUUCAGCUUAUCAAUAUCCUACUUGUGGGACCCAGAACUGGACCCAGUAUUCCAUGUGAGGCUCAACCAAAGCAGAAUAGAAACGUACGAUUACCUUCCUCAGUCUAGACACUGUACUUUGAGAAUCAUGUUGCCUUUUUUAGCUGCCACAUCACAGUUGACUCAUGAUCAGCUUGUAGUUUACUAAUACUUCUAGAUCCCCACUGUCGUUAGAUGUUACUGUUCCUAUAUUACUGCAGUUCAUUUUUUACUUCCUAAGUGUACUACCCUCCAUGUCUCUUGGUUGAAAUUAAUUUUGUUAGUCUAUCCAGCUCUUUAAAUUCAGUUAAGAUCAUUUUGAAUGCUGUUCCAGUCAUCUGCAGCACUAGUCACCCCAUCUAAUUUGAUGGCACCUGCAAAUUUGAUAAUCAUGCCCUUUGUUCCAUCACCCAAGUCAUUGACAAAUAUGUUGCAUAACACUGCACUCAGCACACACCCAGCAGCACCGCAUUGGUCACUUUUCUCCAGGAUGAAGAGGAGCCAUGUGUAAGCACACUUCCAGCUCAGUUCAGUUAACCAGUUCCCAAUCCACUGUUGAGUCCACAUUUUACUAACUUCUUUGCAAGAAUACAUUCAGUAGGAGAAAGAUGUACAAAUUAAGGUUGAGAUUUUCAAUCUUUUAUACCUACAUGUAACUAAGUAAUUUAUCCUGUCCCAAUCUCAACCCAGCCUUAGUAAGCAGUAGCUGCCGUGAGUGAUUGAGAUUUUUUUCUAGUCUGUUACUAGGGACUCAGCAGACAGACAAGUUGCUUACCUGUAACUGUGUUUCUUCGAAUGUUAGUCUGUGAAAUUCGCACAUAUGGGUUAAUUUCUGCGCAUGCGCAGCUUUUCGGAACCUUCUAGAUCUCAAAUUUGAAACUUUUUCGGCGGAGGCCCCGCCCAAGCUCCCCAAUAGUAUAAAUGCCCAGAGGCGGGGACUACGCCCCCAGUUCUGUAGCCGCCAGCAGCAGCUACAAGAGUGAAGCAUGAACAUCGCGGGGAGGAUGGGCGGGGAUGUGCGAAUUUCACAGACUAACAUUCGAAGAAACACAGUUACAGGUAAGCAACUUGUCUUUCUUCGUCAUGUAGUCUGUGAAAUCGCACAUAUGGGUGAAUAGCAAGCUACUAACCUUGGAGGCGGGUUCAUGCGAGGCACGAUGACAGCACUGCUCUGCCAAAAGCCGCAUCUCUCCUGGCCACUGCGUCUAGUUUGUAGUGGGCGGUGAAAGUCAGUGGAGUGGACCAAGUCGCCGCCCGGCAGAUGUCAUCAACUGGAAUGCCUCUGAGGAAUGCCUGCGAGGUCGCUACAGCCCUAGUGGAAUGCGCCAGGACUUGUGAUGGGGGGUCCUUGCCCGCCAACUGGUAGGCCAAUCUAAUUGUCGAUACGAUCCAGGAGGACAUUCUUUGUGUGGAGACUGGCAUCCCUAGUGCAUCUUUCCUGUAUUUGAGGAAGAGCUUUACAGAUUUUCUGUGUGGGGCUGUUCUAUUGGUAUAGAACGCCAGGGCUCGUCUCACAUCUAGGGAUUGAAGGGCCACUUCCAGGGGAGAGGUCGGGUUCUGAAAAAAGGCUGGCAGUGAGAUAUCCUGAGAAAGGUGGAAGCUGGAGACUACUUUGGGGAGGAACUUGAUGUCCGGGCGUAAGGUAACUUUCUCUUUGUGAAAUCGAAGAUAUGGUGGGUCCGACCUCAGUGCGCAGAUUUCACUCACACGUCUCGCUGAAGUAAUGGCCACCAGGAAAGCAGUUUUCCACGACAGAUGGGAUAAGUCACAUGUGGCCAUAGGUUCAAAAGGGGGUUUAGACAAUUGGGAUAGCACUAGCUCCAGACUCCAUGCUGGACAGGGUGGCGAAGCUGGGGGAUGCAAAUUCGUGAAGCCUUUGAGGAAUAGUCUGACCAGUGGGUCAUGGAAGCAGGAGGGUGACCCUUUUUUCCUCCUAUGCCAGGAUAUCGCAGCCAGGUAAGUCUUGAGGGAUGAGAGUGAGAGGCCUGCAGAUGACAAGUGGACCAGGAAGUCUAAGAUUACCGGAAUGGGAGCUGAAUAUGGGUCCAGGCCCUGAGGUCCAAGAAAUUUGGCGAAGCGGGCCCAUUUGUAUUGGUAAGCUUUUCUAGUCGAUGUCUUCUGGGCUGCCUCGAUUAUGGCUCUGACUGCCCCUGACAGCAUGACGGGGGGCGGAGCCUCCACGCUGUUAGGUGCAGCGAGGCCAGGUCCGGAUGGUAAACCUGGCCGCCUUGGACAGAUAGUAGGUCUGGUCUGCGGCUUAGGUAGAUGUAGUCCCCUUGUGCUGCGUGGAGGAGCACUGUGAACCAGUGCUGCCGCGGCCACCAAGGGGUCACCAGAAUGCAGUUUGCUUUGUCCGAUAAAGCUUUCGCCACUGCCUUUGGGAUCAUCGGUAUUGGUGGGAACGCAUAAAGGAGGCCUUGAUUCCAUGUGAGCAUGAAUGCGUCCCCCAUGCAUCCCGGAGUCGUUCCCGGGCGAAGUCUGGCACAGAACAUGGCGCAUUGCGCAUUUGUUGGUGACGCGAAUAAGUCCACCGAUGGUUGGCCCCAGCGGCAGACCAGAUGUUGGAAUUCUUCCUGAUGGAGUCACCACUCGUGGAUCGAUGCGGUGGUUCUGCUGAGGGCAUCAGCUAGGGAGUUUUCUUCUCCUGGGAGGUAAAUGGCUGUUAGAAGAGUGCGCCUGUGGAUACACCACUCCCAGAUUUUGGACGCGAGCUGAAGGAGGCUCCAUGAGUGUGUUCCCCCUGUUUGUUGAUAUAACACUUCACCGUCGUAUUGUCCGUUAGUAGUUGGACAACCUUGCAGCGCAGGGGGCCCUCGAAGGCUCGCAGGGCUUUCCGAACUGCUAGGAGUUCGAGGAAGUUGAUGUGAUGACUCCUUUCGUCUACUGACCACUUCCCGCAUACCUUCAGGCCCUGCAGGUGCGCACCCCAGCCUUGUAGUGACGCAUCCGUUGUCAGCCACCGGGAUGGACGGGGCUGUGUAAAGGGCAUUCCCGCGCAUGCAUUCUGUCUCUUUGUCCACCACCGUAGCGAGUGAAGCACUUUGGCUGGGAGACGUAGCCAGAUGUCUUGGCUGUCGGUGGCGGGAUUGAAAUUUUUGAGGAGCCAGAAUUGUAGGGGCCGCAUUCGUAGUCUUGCAAACUGGGUUACGGCGGUAGUGGAUGCCAUGUGGCCGAGAAGGGAUUGAAUUUCCCAUGCUGAAGCAAAGCCACGCGCCUGGAGAUUCAUGAUGGCAGACCGGAUAGUGCGGAAACGGUCCUCUGGUAGGGACGCCCGCUGAGUGGUGGAAUCUAUGUCUGCUCCGAUGAAGUGAAUACGUCGUGUCGGAGUUAGAAUUGAUUUUUCUACGUUCACCAUGAGUCCCAGGUCCUGGAGGAGAGAUAGAGUGAGGGAUACGUCAGCCUCCAACUGCGACCUCGAUAUUGAUGUCAGAAGCCAAUCAUCGAGAUAAGGGAAUAUUGAUACUCCCUUACGGCGAAGAUAAGCCGCCACUACCGCCAUGCAUUUGGUAAAUACACGGGGAGCCGUUGAGAGGCCAAAUGGGAGAACAUUAAAAGAGAAAAAUUCCUUCCCUAUGGCGAAACUAAGAAAUCUGCGAUGGUCCUUGCGAACAGAUAAGUGAAAGUAAGCGUCCCUGAGAUCGAUCGUCACAAACCAUGCCCUGCGUCUCAAUAGAGGGAUGAUACUGGAUAGGGUAACCAUCCAGAAUUUUUGAGGCUUGAUAUAGAGAUUAACCUCCCUCAAAUCCAGAAUGGGUCGGAGGCCCCCACCUCGUUUAGGAAUCAAAAAAUAUCUGGAAAAAAAGCAUCUUGCUGCUUUGGAAGGGUGAAGUCUGGAAAUAGCUCCCUUGGCUAAAAGGGCUGUUAUUUCUUCUUGUAGUAAUGCCAAGGGUGUAGUAACUCGAACAUGCCCCACCGGAGGGAGCGUCUGAAACUCGAUGGCGUAGCCCUUCUCAAUAAUACUAAGCACCCAACGGUCUGUGGUUAUCCUUUUCCACAUUUGGUAAAAGGGAGACAGACAGUCUUGAAAGGCCCCUAAGGGCAACGGUCGGUUGGUAGGCUCGAACGGCGGCCUGGCUUUAGCAGAAGAAGUAGAUUCAACGGAGUCAGCAUAAGAACUAGACUCAACAGAGUCUUUUAACAAAACUUGAACAUCAGAAGAACUAGAACUUGGAGAACUUGGGGGGCUGCUUCUAGCGAUUGGGCUAGAAGCGGCGUCUUUAUCUAUCUCCAUGUUUACCUCCUCCCCGCUGUUGAUUCCUAUAGUGGGUUGGAGGUCUCCUUGUCGUGGUAGGCUGAGGGUUGGGGCGCUGUCGUCCUCGAAACGCAGGUGAGUUAGGUCCACGGCGGUUGUAUUGGUAGCGUGCUGGCCAGUAUGGUCUAUGGUACUGGGAAAGGUAGGGAGAAAAACCGUAUUUGUGAGCAGUUUGUCGCAUUUUUUGAGUAUGCUCAAGCUGGGAAUCCGUUUCCGGAUUAAAUAAGCCUGCCUCCUCCAUGGGCAGGUCCUCUAUCACAGUACGGGCCGACUGGGAGAGGCCUGAGGCCCUCAGCCAAGCAUGACGGCGUAGAGCUACUGCGCCUGCCAGUAGUUUGCCAGCGGAGUCAGCCAUGUGUUUUGCAAGUUCUUUUUGAAACACGGCCAGGGUGGAGGCUUCUUGGUGGAAAGCUCUUGCUAGAGCUUGUUCGUUUGGGGGGAGGAGGUCGAUGUAUGUGCUCAUUUUAUCCCACAGAUAACUUUGAUAGCCAGCCAUAUAUGCUGCAUAGUGCGCCAUCCUCGUAGAAAGGCAGGCUGAGGAAUAGAUCUUCUUCCCCAUUCCUUCCAGUUUUUUUCCUUCUUUAUCUGACGGAGUUGCCUGGGACCUUUGGCCAGGUUUAGCUUGGCUGACGUUUACCACAAUAGAGUUUGGUUUUGGUUGCCCCGCUAGCCAUGGAGCAGACGAAAGAUCAAUUUUGUAAAUAUUUUCUGCUCUUCUUGGGGUAGCUGGGACUGAAGCUGGAGCUACACCUGACGCCUUACUCAGUUGGAGCAGAAACGGGAGCGAAGGUAAGACUGUCGUAGGUGGGUCCUGUUGCUGGGAGGAGGGGAACAUGGGAUCGUCAACUACCUUGGCUGGUUGAGGGACCAACAGUUUCAGGGCCCGCGCCAGCCUAAUCAUCAGGGCAGAAAAGCUCUUCAACUCUUCCGGUAAUGUGGCCUCGAUGUCUGUAGGAGGAUCCGCAGAAGAAGGAAGGUCUUCCUCUCCUGACGGUACCGAGAGAUGGUCACCUUCGUCAACAGGGCCCGCUUCAAGGUCAUCAGCAGCCUCCGCUGCUACUGUGGCCUGCACUGGAUGCCUCGGUACCGAGGCGUCGGGAUCGCCUCCCGAGCCUCCCGGUCUUGUUUCUGGCUGCAGAGAGGCUGAGGGGGCGCGGCCGCGCUUUGGAGCUGCAAGCGGCCGAGGGAGUGCCUGUCUCCGGGAGGUGGCGUCUUGGUAUUGCGUCAGGGGCGCAGGGGCGUGGCUUCCGCUUGGCGCCGCCCCUCCGCAACAAUCAAAAUGGCGGCAGUAGCCAAAACCCAUAGGAGGAGGAGGGGCAUACUUGUAAUGGCCAUAGUCGUAGACAUAAAAUGGCGGACGUCUGCCUGGAGAUCCCGGAUUGGAGUAAGAAGAGGCAGCGGCAGGGCUUCGGGACCGAGAGCUCCAGGAAGAAAUUGAAGGUGAGUGGCGACGGUGAUGGGAGGUAGCAUGGGAGUCCCUGUCACGUGGCCGCCCUCUAGCCGCAUCUCCUGAGGCUCUAGCUACUUCCAUCGAACUCAUGGCCAGAGGCUGGGGGGAAGCGGAUCCCCAGGGUUCUCCUCUUCCCGUUUCAGCGGGGGGAAUAGCCUCAGGAGUAAGGGACGGCAGAGCCGAAUCCAGAGCUGCUUGAGACUCGAGCCGCACAGCCAACGGAGAAAUUUGCGUUAACGCCGGCGGGCUGUCUGGGGCGUCAUCUUGAGAGGAGCGAGUUUGGGUAAUCGCUCUACUAGGCGAGCUUUGGUUUAAGUGGGGACUUGGGGGCUUAGCGCCGGCAAGUUGCCCCUUUUUCUUGGAUUUCUUUUGGCUUUCCUUCAGUUUGGAUCCCGCAGGGCCAUGCUUAGAUGAUUUAGCCCUCUUCGGGGCUGACGGGAUCUGCUCCUCCGCGCCUUCACCGACGUGCGGUGGCGGGGUUAGUUUGGGGGAGGAAUGUUCCUCUCGUCCCUCCGCGGGAGAGGCCCCGGGCGCUUCCGACGCUGCACGCUUUAGCGGCUGGGGCGUCUCAGGGGCUAGAGCCCGCUCAUAAAGUAGCGCCUUGAGGCGGGAUUCUCUGUUCCUCCGGGCUUGGGGGGUGAAGGCUAGUCAAAUUUUGCAAGACUGGGGUAGGUGACUUUCCCCCAGGCAGAGCAGGCACAUAGAGUGGCCGUCUGCGUCGGGGAGCUUUCCCCCGCAGGCCGCACAUUUUUUAAAGAAAGAGGUGGUACUCAUGGUGGAAGAACUGGCCUGCGAUCCAGGGACGGGACGAGACGUAGUCAGGCGGUCCGGGUCAGGUAGGUAACUGUCGAUUGAUAGAGUAGUCAGACGGUCCGAAUCAAAGCCAAAAGGUAUUAGGGAGUCCAAGAGUAGUCAACUGUCCGAGUCAAAAACCGUUAGAAAUGGCGGAACGAACACUAGAAGGAACCAAAAAGCUGCUGCUGAGCUGCGGAAAAAGGAACUGGGGGCGUAGUCCCCGCCUCCGGGCAUUUAUACUAUUGGGGAGCUUGGGCGGGGCCUCCGCUGAAAAAGUUUCAAAUUUGAGAUCUAGAAGGUUCCGAAAAGCUGCGCAUGCGCAGGAAUUAACCCAUAUGUGCGAUUUCACAGACUACAUGACGAAGAAAGACAUUUCCAGUCCCAUCCUACUAACAAUCUCCAAUGCAGAUGUCAUGGUUGAACAUUGCACCACAGCAUGCUGCUGGGAAGGUGUGGAAAAGAUGACGGAGACAGGCUGACAUUGCUCACAGUGGCUGAUUACUUGUAAGGCGGGACUGGAGAAAUUUUGCAAUUGUUACAUAUACCCUGCAUUAUCACCAUUAAUAAGUAGAAAUAGUAUAAUAAUUAUGGCUGCAUAGAUCAAGCAUUUGUAACUGUGGUCAGCAAUUCUAACCUAAAUAGAUAAAAGAAGGUGAAUUCGCACUAAAGUAUUGGUAUUGGUUUUCCACUCAAUAGCUGAGGUAAUGGAAAUAUUGCAGUGCUGUGAUGCCAAGUCAUUUAAUCAUUACCAGACUCUCUUGCAUGUUGCUAUUGGUAACCUCUUGUGAAUCCAAAGAUCCGGGGGGGGGGGGGGGGGAGAUUCUGAAGUGUGACGCUGUUUCAUUCCUGACUGCUUUAUUGUUUAAACACCAAGGGUGUAGCAAGGCACUGUGUGUCUUUCUGAAUAAAAGUGUGUUUUGCUGUUAUUAA
Anolis carolinensis (green anole) is the source of this 10951-nucleotide messenger RNA. RefSeq names its product SID1 transmembrane family member 1 (gene sidt1). The transcript has 27 exons. Gene Ontology annotation, biological process: RNA transport. Gene Ontology annotation, molecular function: RNA transmembrane transporter activity; double-stranded RNA binding. The record is from RefSeq and is a predicted model, not a curated record. The coding region runs from base 302 to 2833 and encodes 843 amino acids. NCBI's taxonomy places the organism in Eukaryota, Metazoa, Chordata, Lepidosauria, Squamata, Anolidae. Gene Ontology annotation, cellular component: plasma membrane; lysosome.